CAUCAAAACUGAGCGGCUGUUCCCAGAGGAUAUCCCGCGUGGUCUCUCGGUAGCCCCGCCCCCUGAGCUCGAGUCGCGCGCUGUCUGGCAGCGCGUGCUGCACACACGAAACUCAGCAGCUUUAACACGCGCGCGCUACUAGGCGCUGUGAGGUAGAGCGCCACCGGAGCACAGCGCAGCUGAAGCUAAAAGUUCCGCUGCGUUUUAACGGAGUGCUCACAGAAAUCAUAACGGAUAACUCGAGGACGGGCCACAACACGAUGGACGGAAAUGUUUAUUAGAAUGUUUUUUGACUUGGGGUUUUGAGUAUGUUCCGCAUUUUAAGCGCUUUUUCGUGAGUCCGCAGAGCGCGGCGCGAGCCCGAAACAGAAAACCAUGAUUUGGGCUGUUUUUAUAUCCUAUUGCAUGACUUUUGUCUUGGGAAAUAAGACAGACGAGAGGACGCCGUUCUUCCACGGACACGUGUUUGAAAACUCCCCGCCGGGCUCGAGGGUGAACGGACUGAGCAUCCCGGCGAGGCGCAUCGACGCGCAGCGUUGGUGCUCCGGCUCGAGCGCGUACCUGAAGUUACUCGGAGAUGGGAGCGAUGACUUUCGGGUUUUCGCGCACCACGGACGCGGGCACGUGCAGCUGAAAACUGCCAGCGUGUUGGACCGAGAAGAGCGCGCGGAGUACGUGCUGGAUGUGGGCCUGUGUUGCGCAAGCUGCGGUUCGCCCGAACGCGUCGUGUCGCGUGUGGCGUCCGUGCGGGUGGACGUCCUCGACACGAACGACCACGAGCCCGCUUUUCGGCACGCGGACGUCAAAAUAUCUCUAGAUGAUGCCACUGCUCUCAGGUCGGUGGUUUACAAAGUGGCAGCAGAAGAUACGGAUAGCGGCAAGAACGCUGAGCUCAUCUAUUACGCGCUGCCGAGAAACGGGAGCUUCUACGUGGUGCCCAAAACGGGUGAAGUUCUUCUCGUGGACUCCAUCCUCGGGCUCGCGUCGCCCAUAAAGUUCAGCGUGUUUGCCAGAGACCGCGGAUGGCCGUCGCGCACAGGGCGCCACAUGAAGGUGGAGAUCAGUCCCCGGCAGUGGCCGGCUGCGUUUCCACCAUCAUCCAGACUCCUGAGAAAGUCUCGCUCCGUUCUGGAGCCCAGCGAGCCCGUGAGCGUGAGUGUGUCUGAAGACGCAGCCAUCGGCUCUGUGAUCAUGAACCUGAACCCGGUCCGGUUUCAGUCGGCUAGUUUCGAGCAGCUUUACCCCGAGACGGAAAGCUCACCGGUCACUGUUAGCAGAGAGAGCGGGGAGUUGGUGAUCUCGAGAAGCUUGGACCGGGAAACUGAACCUGUAGUGGAAAUUACUGUUAAAGUGCAGGAUAAAAGAGGUCCCGACUGGUAUUUGCUAAGAGUUGAGCUUACAGUCCUGGAUGUCAAUGACAAUGCUCCAGAAUGGACAAUGGUACCCUUCCCCUACCUGGCAGUGGUGUCUCCCAGCGCAGCCCCCAGCACACUCGUGUACAAGCUCACGGCUCGGGACGGUGAUGAGGGAAUCAAUGGAGAGGUGGAAUACUUUCUGUCUGAUGGUGGUGAUGGCCGAUUUGAGGUGGACAGAAAGACGGGUCAUGUGCGGACCACGGGUUUGCCUCUGCAGAGGGACAGAGAAUAUUUACUGACCAUCAUGGCUGCUGACCGCCUGGGGAGUCGCAGUCUUCCUGCCAUCCUUUCCGUGAUAGCAGGACUCAGAGCGCCACAAUUUACCAACGCCUCCUACACAAUAUCCAUACCCGAAAACACGCUUGAGGGACAGCCCUUUCUGGUCACUCCGGCAUUGUCUUUCCAAAAGGAGCCAAUCAGCUACAGCUUGCUUAUCAACCCCAGCAGCCUGUUCAGCAUUGAUCAAGAAAGUGGAGAGAUCAGCCUGACCCGCAGUCUUGACUAUGAGACUGACCAGCACCGCUACCUGCUGCUUGUGAGAGCCAGCGAGAACAAGGAGAGCCUGAGCAGUGCUGCAGAGGUACGUGUCAUCAUCACAGAUGAGAAUGACUGUGUUCCAGAGUUCCUGCAGUCCAUUUAUAGCAAAGAAGGUGUCCCAGAAACAGUAACGACAGCAACGUCUCUGCUUCAAGUGUCAGCCAGUGACUGUGACUCGGAACAGAAUGCUGACAUCACUUACUACACACUGAGCUCUGAUUUCAUCAUCUCCCCCCAUGGCACCAUCUUCCCGGCAGGCGCACUGGAUUACGAGCGCCCCAACCAUUUGUAUGAGUUUGUGGUAAUGGCUGUGGAUAAGGGCGAGGUGCCACGGACAGGCACAGCUACUGUACGCCUGCGUAUGGCCAAUGUCAACGAUGAGCCGCCCGAAUUCUCUCAGCCAGUAUAUCGUACUUUUGUGUCUGAAGAUGCUGGACCCAAUACCUUGGUUGCAACGGUACUGGCUAAAGAUCCAGAUGGUGACGGAAUCACAUACAAAAUCUCAGCAGGCAACGAAGAAGGCAACUUUGUCAUUGACAGUCAAAAAGGCCUGAUCCGCCUUCGCUCCAAUCCUCAACCAAAAUUGCAAGGGGUUGAGUACAUCUUGAACAUCACAGCCACAGACGACAACGCCUCUGGAGGACCUCAGUCUCUGUCUGCCACGGCCCAGGUCAUUGUGGGAGUGGAUGAUGUCAACAACAACAAGCCCAUCUUUGAGAAGUGUCAGCAGUAUAAAGAGAUGGCGUCUGUUCCAGAAAAUAAGCCGGCAGGGACGUUUGUGCUGCAGGUACACGCCGUAGACGCUGAUGAGGGAGCCAAUGGGAAAGUGACAUAUGGCUUCAUGCACAAAGACAGCAUGGUCCCAGCCUUCAACAUCGAUCCUGAUACAGGUGCUAUCACGACUGCAAGAAAGUUCGAUAGGGAGCGACAGAGGGAGUAUGCAGUGACAGUCACGGCUACAGAUCAGGCAGCAGAUCCUCUCAUAGGCAUCUGCCAACUCAACAUCCUCAUACUGGAUGAGAAUGACAACAGCCCGAAGUUUGAGAAUCUGCGCUAUGAGUACUUCUUGAGGGAGGACACCAUGAUUGGCACCAGUUUCCUGCGAGUCGCUGCACAUGAUGAUGACUACAGCACCAAUGCAGCCAUCACGUAUUCCAUGUCUAAAGAGCAGCCAGAAUACUUGCGUGUCAAUCCUGUGACAGGCUGGGUUUACGUCAACCAGCCCAUCUCUCAGAGAACCUACAUCACCAGAGAGAUCAUAGCCACAGAUGGAGGGAACCGGAGUAGCUCUGUAGAGUUGGCUGUCACCAUAACCAAUGUGAAAAACCAACCUCCUCAAUGGGAGAAGGAAAGCUAUGAAGUGGUCAUACCAGAGAACACUGUCAGAGACACUCCCAUAGUGACAGUGAAAGCCACCUCACCACUGGGUGACCCCAGAGUGACCUAUAACCUGGAGGAUGGCAUGGUACCUGAGACCAACAUGCCUGUGCGUUUCUACCUGACGCCCAACCGAGAGGAUGGAUCAGCCUCCAUCCUGGUGGCUGAGCCGCUGGAUUAUGAGACCACACGCAACUUUAUGCUCCGUGUACGUGCUCAGAACGUUGCUGCUGUGCCUUUAGCUGCUUUUACAACCGUGUAUGUCAACCUCACAGAUGUGAAUGACAAUGUUCCAUUCUUCACCUCCUCUAUUUAUGAGGCCUCUGUGACAGAAGGGGUUGAGGUUGGGACUCUGGUGCUUCAGGUGUCUGCAAAUGACCUUGAUCUGGGUUUAAAUGGAAAGAUCUCUUACUCCUUGCUGAAUGACCGCAGUGGAGACUAUCAGUUCUUCCGCAUUGAUCCAGAACUGGGCUCUAUCUACACCGAGGCAGUGUUCGACCGGGAAACUAAGGGUUCCUAUCUUUUAGAAGUGAACUCCAUGGAUGGCUGGGAGUCUGCCAGGCCAGGAAGGCAUGGACAGCCUAACUCUGACACGGCGUAUGUACGGAUUUUCAUCAGCGAUGUGAACGAUAACAAGCCGGUGUUCGCACAGACGGUGUAUGAAGUCGAUGUGGAUGAGGACGCGGAUGUCGGCUUCACCAUCCUCACUGUUAACGCUAAUGAUGAAGAUGAAGGUGCCAAUGCUAAGCUGCGCUACCAGAUUACUGCAGGUAACACAGGUGGCGUCUUUGAUGUUGAGCCUGAGGUGGGCACCAUCUUUAUCGCCCAACCACUGGACUAUGAGCAAACCAAACGUUACAAGCUGUACGUGCUGGCCUCGGAUGGGAAAUGGGAGGACUACACUGCUGUUGUCGUCAACAUAGUGAAUAAGAAUGAUGAGGCACCUGUGUUCUCUGUCAAUGAGUACUACGGCAGUGUGACUGAAGAGCUGGAUGGUUCUCCAGUGUUUGUACUGCAGGUAACAGCGACUGACCCAGAUAAGGAUGCUGACCAAGAGGCUCUACGCUACUCACUGCAUGGUCAGGGAGCUGAAAGUGAAUUCAUCAUUGAUGAGGUGACAGGGAAGAUCUAUGCCCAGAGGACAUUGGAUCGAGAGGCACGGGCUGUAUGGCGCUUUGUGGUUUUAGCCACAGAUGAGAGUGGCGAAGGCCUGACUGGAUUUACUGAUGUCAUCAUUAGUGUGUGGGAUAUUAAUGACAAUGCCCCCAUCUUUGCCUGUGCACCAGACAACUGUCAUGGAGAUGUGGCUGAGAACUCUCCACCUGGCACUUCCGUCAUGGAGAUGACUGCCACUGAUUUGGAUGAUGCAGCUGUAGGGCAGAAUGCCAUACUAACCUAUAGAAUUGUUGGUAAUGCAGCCUUGAGUGGAGGCAACAGUGGGGUGGACAUGUUUACCAUCAACCCGGCUACCGGAACCAUCUCGCUUGCCAAGGCUGGUCUGGACCGGGAGCAGACAGAGUCAUACCUCCUAGUGGUGGAAGCCAGGGAUGGAGGUGGGAUGACAGGCACAGCCACUGCUGCCAUCCAUGUAACAGAUGUGAACGACCACGCUCCUCGUUUCUUGGACCGAUCUUGUUCAGCACGAAUCCCUGAGAGCAGUGAGCCCAACAGUGCCCUGCUUGACCUGGUUGCUGAGGAUGCUGACGCUGGUGAGAAUGGUCAGCUGACAUUCAGUGUAGUAUCUGGAGACCCAGAGCAGAAGUUCUACAUGGUGAGUCACCGACAGGAGCAACGGGGAACCCUACGGCUCAAGAAGCGAUUGGAUUUUGAGAGGCCGGGUGAGCAACGCUUCAAUCUUACCAUUAAGGUGGAGGAUCUGGACUACUCCAGCCUUCUCUAUUGUACCUUAGAGGUAGAGGACUGCAAUGACCAUGCUCCAGUUUUCAUCCCUCACUUCCUGCAGAUUCCUGACCUUAGAGAGGAUGUCUUGAUAGGUACCAGUGUUGCUUCAGUGGUCGCCAGUGACUCAGAUUCUGGUCUGAAUCGGGAGAUUACCUACAGUAUAGCACCUGAAUCUGACCCAUAUGCUCUCUUCUCAGUUGAUCAGACUGGGCUGGUGACUGUGGCCAGGCAGCUGGACCGUGAGAUUACCGCCCAGCAUAACUUGAUCAUCCUUGCAACUGACCACGGAACUCCACCAUUGACUGGCACUGCCACCAUUUACAUCUCCCUGUUGGAUGUAAAUGACAACGGGCCUGAGUUUGAGUCUGCGUACUCACCAGUGGUGUGGGAGAAUGUUCCAGGGCCUCAGUUGGUACAUCUCAACACCAGCUCCAUGCUGCUUAGAGCUGUUGAUCGUGACUCUGCAGAAAACGGUUCACCGUUCUCCUUCUCUGUCCCUCCUGAAUACCGUUACAGCAACGACUUUUACUUGCAAGAUAACAGGAAUGACACGGCCACCAUCACAGCCCUCAGAGCCUUUGACCGAGAGAGACAGAAGGAGUUCCUGCUGCCAGUCAUUAUGACUGACAGUGGACAACCUCCCAAAACAGUCACCAGCACGCUCACUAUCACUAUCGGUGACAAGAAUGACCAUGCCCAUGUUGCUGGAGAGAAGACAAUAUAUCUCAACAGUCACAGAGGGAGAAUGCCAACAUCUGUUUUGGGAAAGGUGUAUGCUCCAGAUCCUGAUGACUGGGACAACAAAACCUAUGCAUUUGAAGGACAUGUUCCUAAUUACUUCAUCCUGAACAAGCGGACAGGUUUUCUGGUUAUAAAAGAGAAUGCUCCACCUGGCACCUAUGACUUCCAGGUUCGUGUUUCGGAUGGCGAGUGGCCAGAUGCUGUGUCCAGUGUCAGAGUUCACGUACGAGAGUUACGGGACGAGAUUAUCUACAACUCUGCCUCACUUCGUCUUGCAGAAAUCACCGCAAAAGAGUUCAUGGAACAGCGAGGGGGGCUACGGAGCAGAUACGAGUUGUUGGGAGAUUUCCUGUCCGAGAUGUUGUCUGUUGGUGCAGAUGAUGUUAAUAUCUUCAGCCUUAUAGAAGUGCGAGACAGGACCCUAGACGUGCGCUUCUCUGUGCACAGUACCCCUUUCCAGCGUGCUGAGAGACUGCAUGGAUACCUCGCUGCUCAUAAACAGAAGUUGCAGUCAUUCCUGCAGGUGAAUGUUACCCAGGUGCAUGUGGACGAGUGUGUGGCGGUGGACUGCAGCGGAGGAGGAGGCUGUACGAACAGGCUGAUUGUGAGUGAGAAGCCCUCCGUGGUGGAUUCAGACAGUAUGGCUCUGGUGUCAGUGACACUGGAGUCAACAGCUGUGUGCAGCUGCUCGGCCCGGGAACACCUGCACCAGGGCUGCUCCACCUACCCCAGGAACCCCUGCCACAACGGUGGAGUGUGUGUAGACACACAGAAUGGAUACAGAUGUCAGUGCCCAGGACAGUUUGAUGGACCUGAAUGUCAACAGACCAAGCAUAGUUUCCAUGGCAACGGGUAUGCCUGGUUUCCUCCCCUAAGGCCAUGCUUCGAGAGCCAUCUCUCUCUGGAGUUCAUCACGGAGGUGGCAGACGGCCUGCUGCUCUACAGUGGCCCACUCGCCCCACUGCAACCUUGGGAACCUGAGGAUUUCAUGGCUAUAGAGCUGAUCGACGGCACUCCCACCCUGAAGAUAAACCACGGCUCGGGCACUCUAGUCCUGCAGUUGCCGGGCAACGUGAACGUGGCGGACAGACGGUGGCACAGACUGGAUGUGAGGAGCAAUAGCAAGGAUGUACGCUUCACAUUAGACCGCUGUGCUGGAGCCACAGUUAUGGAGAUGGAGGGUGUAGGCAGCUGGCUGACCACAGAGGACCACACUUCCUGUGAGGUGUUGGGAGUCACACCAAACCUGGACAGGCAUCUGAAUGGGAUGCAGGUGCUACAACUAGGUGGAGUGAACGAGAACGUGCCCUACAUCUACCCCCAACUCCAGCACAAACACUUCACGGGAUGCAUCAGCAACCUCGUCGUCGACAGCAAGGUAUAUGAUCUGAGUUCUCCAGCUGAUUCCUCCGGGAGCUCUCCUGGCUGCUCGAUGACGGACAGGAGUUGCAUGAACAUGGGCUUCCCCUCAUGUGGCACCAGGGGUCGUUGCCAUGGCGAAUGGGGCUCCUUUAGCUGCCAGUGCAUAGCUGGGUACAGCGGGCAUCAGUGUGAACAAGAGCUUCCUGAGUAUUCCUUUGAUGGUAGGAGCUAUGUGCAUUAUCAGCUCUCUGGGCCGCUCCAAGCCAGACACACACAGGUGCAGGUUCUGAUCCGAACUCGCAAACACAGCAGCUCCAUCCUCAGCCUGCUCUCUUCAGCACAGAAUGAAUACAUCCGACUUGAGAUAUUUCAGGGCUUGUUAGCUGUCUUUUACAACCUUGGAGACGGAGACUUCAACCUGACAAUGCUCUCUCACCGCCUGGAUAACGGCGAGUGGCACGAAGUUCACUUGGAGCGCCACGAUAAUGAGAUGACUCUGAGCGUAGACGGCGGCGGUGGACGAAGAGAGGUCACAGGGUCACCUGGACGCAGCCGGGAGAUCAUAAUUGACCCCUCCUUGGUCAUGCUGGGAAACUCGUUUCCAACUGGACACAACAAAAGCUUCCAAGGCUGCAUGCGCGACUUGAGGCUAAACGGCCGCUCCAUGCCUUUGGACGCUCAGCCCAAAGAUGGUGUGUUAGUGCUUAGCACUGUGGGAGUGACGCUGGGCUGCUCCUCAGACUCCUGCAGGAGGAAUCAGUGUAGCCCUCCAUUCACCUGCGUCGACCUGUGGAGGAUCCACGAGUGCAGGUGUCCGCCGGGUCACAUGGUCAAGGCCAACGCUACAGGCAAAUUCUGCGUGUACACCCUGUGUGCCAGCCGGCCAUGCCAUCGGGGUACCUGCGUGGCCCAAUCGCCCUCCAAAUUCACAUGCGAGUGCCCAGAGGGCUACAGGGGGCGCCACUGCGAGGUCACACUGGCCAUUUAUCAUGAUGAUGUGGGUCUGAGUUUCAGAUCACUCUUUGCCAUAUGCAUCUGCUUCAUGGCACUGCUAGUUCUGCUGCUGGGGAUCUUUCUAUACACACGCUGGCGGAGCUACAAGGGCCUGAAGGAGGGCGUGUACCACGUUUCUGCUCAUCACGAUGGCUGGGAGGACAUCCGCGAGAACGUGCUCAACUAUGACGAGGAAGGAGGGGGUGAGGAAGAUCAGAAUGCUUAUGACAUGGCAGAACUGCAGAAGUCCCUGCAGCCAAGUCCAGCCCAGUCAGUGCAGUACAGUCGCUCUCGAGCCCUCCAUCAUUAUCACGCCCCCAUCCAGCAGCAACAACACCACCUCCAUCAGUCAGACCCACCAUCCCGAGCUCCAACAGCUACUAGCACUUCCUCUGUAUCAUCCAGUAGUACAACCGUGCGCAGAGACGUGCCCCUGAACCACGCUCCUGCCCAGGGCCAGUGUGCCGCCCCUGCAGCCGCCCGCACCACCCAGCUUGCCCGCAAGAGCUUGUCCUUCUCCAGCCAGGACCUAGCACGCUACUUAUGCGAGAUCAUCCGAGAUGCCGAGCAACACGCAGACUCUGCACCCGCUGACUCUCUUCAGGUGUUCUCUACUGAAGGCGGAGGUUCUCCAGCCGGUUCACUCAGUUCCUUCAGCUCAGCUGGUCUGGAUGAGAGCAGCGCUGCUGGACACGAGUGCCUCAAAGAUUGGGGGCCACGCUUCGAUAAACUUCGAGCACUUUAUGAGAGGGCGGAGGCUAGCGACCUCUAAGCGCUCUUUGUAUGUGCAGCAGAAUGACUACACUUCUGGAAAAUUUGAGCGUCAGGGAUGGACACAGAAUCACAGGGAAUUAAUUUAUUUUUUUUUGUAAAGCCCAACAAGGUCCGCUUUGCUUUCUGUCCUUGUCCGGGAUUGUGAUUCUUUACAAAACAUUUCUCCUGAGAUCUGAAUGAAACGGAGACAGCCUGGUGUCCCUGGACUAUCAAUGAGCCACAAAUGGGAAAUGCCAGUCAAAAAAAAUACGCGUCCAUAUAUGACACUUA
Messenger RNA from Ictalurus furcatus (blue catfish), 9371 nucleotides. Its product is annotated as neural-cadherin. The record is from RefSeq and is a predicted model, not a curated record. The transcript is spliced from 33 exons. Bases 376 to 9099 code for a protein of 2907 amino acids. Gene Ontology annotation, biological process: homophilic cell-cell adhesion. Lineage: Eukaryota; Metazoa; Chordata; Actinopteri; Siluriformes; Ictaluridae. Gene Ontology annotation, molecular function: cadherin binding; calcium ion binding. Gene Ontology annotation, cellular component: catenin complex; plasma membrane.